Molecule: messenger RNA, 2189 nt
Organism: Pungitius pungitius (ninespine stickleback)
Lineage: Eukaryota; Metazoa; Chordata; Actinopteri; Perciformes; Gasterosteidae
Product: ankyrin repeat and SOCS box protein 2-like
Exons: 10
Coding region: 255-2003 (582 amino acids)
Biological process (GO): intracellular signal transduction
Molecular function (GO): protein binding
Source: RefSeq, a predicted model, not a curated record
CCCAAGCGCUGCAGCAGGUCCCGGUGGGUGAUGGACAGGGUCUCGUGGCGCCGAAUGAUGGGCAUGACCAAAGAUUCCGACCCAUUGUCAGGCAGGAGCAGACAGCAGAGCGGAAGGAUAAUCUUCAGCAUUCAGCCUCUCAAGCAGAUCAACAACUGUAUUGUAAACGCUUUUUAAUGUGGACGAGGAACACUGACAUGUGAAGACAGCGCAACAUUGGAUGUCUCCGUCUGGACAGCACGUCUCCUCCUGCGAUGGUCACAGUCAGCAGAUCCAUGUCGCUGUACCAGAGACUGAACAACGAUAUCAAAGACAGGCUGUCUGUCUACUCCCUGAGCCCUUCGGCCAACUCCACGGCAAACCUGCUCAGGGAUGUUGGACCAGUGGUUUUUGCCAUCAGGAAAGGUGACGUGAAGGCUGUAAAGGAUCUCGCCACAUCCGCUCCUCUCAGCCUGCUGAGGGAGAACCAAGAUGGCUGGAUCCCUCUGCACGAUGCUGCCUUCUCUGGACAGACAGAGUGCUUGAAGAUCAUACUGAAGGCUCAUCCGGGAUCGGUAGACAAACGCACCUUACAGGAGCAGACGGCCCUGCUGCUCGCCGUGUCUUCUGAACACUUGUCGUGCGUCCAGUGCCUCCUGGAGACCGGCGCCGACCCCGACAUCAGCAGCAAGAACAAAGAAACCCCAUUGUACAAAGCUUGUGAGUUGGACAAUAUGGACAUGGUGAGCUGCCUUCUGUCCCACGGGGCCACCGCGAACCAACGGUGUGGUCAGGGUUGGACGGCCCUCCACGAGGCCGUGUCCAGGAACAACACCGAGAUCUGCGAGACACUAAUCAGAGCGGGGGCCGCCAUCAAUCCACCUAACACCUACAGCGUUACACCACUGAUUGUAGCAGCGCAACGAGGACAGGCGGGGGCGCUCUGCUACCUCAUUGGAAAAGGUGCAGAUGUGAACAUGCAGACGUGUGACGGGGUCACAGCUCUGCACGAGGCCAGUAAAAAUGGCCACAAGGAAAGCGUUGCAGUGCUGUUGAAUAAAAACGCCGAUGCUAACAAACCCAACAACUCAGGACUUCUGCCGCUGCAUGUUGCCGCUCAAUUUGGACACCAUGAGGUCGUGUCCAUGCUCGUGCCGGCGACGAGUCGAGCCAGGCUCCGCCACAGUCGUGUCAGCCCCCUCCACCUGGCAGCCGAGCACGACAGACACGCCGCGGCAGCUGUGCUGCUCAGGGCAGGUGCAGACGUGAACGCCACCCUGGCCGACAGUCACUCCGCCCGGUAUGCCGACCGACGGGCGACAGCCCUCUACUUCGCGGUCGCCAGCGGCGGCAGCAGGACGGCGGAGGUGUUGCUGAAUGCUGGCGCUGACCUUGGCCUGGACCCGGUCAGUCCCCUGCUGGCGGCCGUGCAGCGGGGCUGUGUCUGCACGGUGUCCUUACUGCUGGAGAGAGGGGCCGACGUCGGCGCCAGAAUACCCUCCCACGCCACCACGUUCCCCGCCGCUGUCGCCCUUUGCGUGGAUAACUUGUCUCUACUCAAGUGUCUUUUGGACAACGGCUGUGACGCGGCCUCCUGCUUUGCCUGUGCAUACGGAUGUGGCCCUCACCCGUCGACAGGAGCAUCCCACAUAACGACCGUUGGCAGCAACGGACUGUCUUUGCAUAACGACAGUACGCUUCCUUUGAACUGCAGUGAGCCACCCGAAAGAGCAACACAGUUCUGUGAGUGGAUCUCAACAUCCGCUAUCAGUAAACAGGCCGGACCGAUCAUCGACUUGCUGCUGGAGCACGUCGGUCAUGUUCAGCUGUGCAGCAGGCUCACGGAACUGCUGGACAGCCGAGAAGAGUGGCUCCCCGUUAAGAGGAAGUCACUGUCACCUCGUCCACUGCUGCACCUUUGCAGAUUUCGGAUUCGGACCCAGAUGGGGAGACACAGACUGAAAUCUCUCACAGCUCUACCUCUGCCAGACAGACUGAUCGGAUACUUGAGCCUAGCUGACUGACUUUAACCUGAACUUCAAGUGAUAUCUGCAUCACAGAUGUGACUAAAUUUAUCAAUUUGUGUUUCCAUUUUUAGCUGCAUUGAAUAUCUUUUAUCAGUAGAUGCAAUUAUCUAUGUGUAAUGUCUAUUUAUAACAUAAAUAAUUUGUUUAUUUAAUCUGUCCGUGAGAAUGUUUUGCCGUUUUUAC